Messenger RNA from Grosmannia clavigera kw1407, 678 nucleotides. RefSeq lists its product as uncharacterized. The record is from RefSeq and is a predicted model, not a curated record. Lineage: Eukaryota; Fungi; Ascomycota; Sordariomycetes; Ophiostomatales; Ophiostomataceae. The coding region runs from base 1 to 678 and encodes 225 amino acids. The transcript has 2 exons. Gene Ontology annotation, biological process: N-acetylglucosamine metabolic process. Gene Ontology annotation, cellular component: cytoplasm.
AUGGGCAGCAUCGAGAUUCCUUACUGGCAGGUCAACGUGCCACCGGAGCAGUGCACGGUCACCUGCCCCGACUUUCUGCGCGGCAUCAGCGCCCGAGACGUGGAGAUCAUCAGUACGCCCUCAGCCGCCUGUCACACCCUCAGCUGGGACGAGGCGCGGACCAUUGUGGCGGCCGGCCGGCUCGACCAGUUCCAGCGGUCACCCACGCAACUGCGCAGCUACCUCGCGUACGCCUGGGGACUGCGCCAACAGUACGGCAGUCCCGUCAGCUAUCUGCUCCAAGAACGCUUGCGAUGGCGCGCCGACGAGCCUGCACAAGGCGCCGCACCGUUUGUCUGCCCGUCUGACGUCAAGGUCAUGUGCAACGACUGGCCGUACGGUAUCGACGACCGCAUCGUCCACCUGGUCGUGUGGACCAAGUUUGCGCUCGAGGAAAACCCAGUGACGGACAAGCUGGCGGACGAGACACGCACUGCCAUCGAUCGGUACGUCAACAAGACGUUUGGCGAACUGCCCAAAGAUAGCUAUAUCUGGUUCAAAAACUGGCGGUCCCUCAAGUCCAUCCUCCAGAUCGAGCACUUUCACGUAAUGUUGUUUGAUCCGCCACAGGAAUUUGUCGACAGGGUCACAGACGGAGAUGUGCCGCAGUUUAGGCGGGCAGCUAAGGACGGUCGGUAG